This is a messenger RNA of Puccinia graminis f. sp. tritici CRL 75-36-700-3, 2262 nucleotides long. RefSeq lists its product as uncharacterized. NCBI's taxonomy places the organism in Eukaryota, Fungi, Basidiomycota, Pucciniomycetes, Pucciniales, Pucciniaceae. The record is from RefSeq and is a predicted model, not a curated record. Bases 58 to 1983 code for a protein of 641 amino acids. The transcript has 12 exons.
CAUCGACCAUAGUUUGACUGUGCACUUGUGGUCGAGGCUAGCUAGCAGCGUUUCUUCAUGUCAGGUCGAGGAGCGUACUACAAAGCGCGGUAUGGAGGUGGUGGCAGGGGCGGUGGAUCGACCGGAAAUCAUCAGUCGUUCUCCCCUCAGCACCAUGAUCUCAAGCGAUUGAAGUUUGAUCCAGGAGCGCAAAAUGGAGCUGCACUCAGACAGAUGUUAUUGGAGCGGGAUAAUCGUCCGUAUCCUGCUUACCGUGACACAGAGGGAUCUUGGAAGUUCGACCGGUUCCGCUUAGGUGUGAUGAGGAUUCAAUCCGAUCCUUUUGCUCCGCCCACACGUUUGAAAAUCAAUCUCUCCGAUGACCAACAUCGAUGGCCUCAACACCUCCGCGCAUCGCCUAUCAGACGUACUGCUCUGGCUGACUGGCUAACCCGACGGUUCGCUCGUCUCAUCAAAUUACCUCAAACCGGCUCCUCUCAAUCGGGCGGUGGCGGAUGGCAUAGUGCCAAAGGCGGAGAUUUUUCCAUCGAUAUCCCCGGUGAACAGGUCCUCGAACGCAGCUCGUGCAGGUUCAAUGAUCAAAAUGGCGAAUUAACACUGAGAAUGUCUAUCAACUUACCAGCGAGGGGCCGAAGUAUCUUGGGCGAGCUUGCGGCCAAGAUGCUUUGUGACCAACUUUCAAAUUAUGUUGAUCGUGGCUUGGUUUGGGUCAAGGAAAUCGAGUCUGAAGCGGCUGAGUGGGUGGAGACGGUAGAAGAUCAAGAUGCUUUACGGAAUCUCGUCACUGAGGCCGGUUUGACAGCAUUCAUCGGCAACGGAUCAAUCCUUCCAAGACAGUCUGGUGCAUCCGCUUUGCCAAUGCCCAGCUCUACCCCAGGAUUAGUUCCAUUCAAAAGCCCCCCGACCUUGGAGCGUGUAUUUGAGUUGCCCAAUAGGGGAAAGGUGGCUGGAAUGGCCAUUCCCAAAGGAAUCACCAUCAUUGUUGGUGGGGGAUUUCAUGGAAAAUCAACCCUCCUCGAGGCAAUCUCUAAUGGUCCUUCGAAUCAUACACCAACCUCUGGCUUGAGUCUGGUUGUCACUCCCACCGCGACGAUCCCAGUGUCUUCAGAGGAUGGCAGAGUGGUCAACUCAUGCCAUAUCUCCCCUUUCAUCCGCAAUUUACCCAAUGGAAAAGAUACAGACUGUUUCUCAACUAGUGAUGCAAGUGGAAGCACGAGCAUGGCAGCCUCAUGUGUUGAGGCAAUUGAGCUGCUCGGGGGUCGGCCUGGGACAAUACUCUUGGACGAAGACGGCUGCGCAGUCAAUUUCCUAAUCCGAGACGACAAGAUGCGCCUUUUGGUACAAAAAGAAUCCGAACCGAUUACCCCCUACAUCUUCAAAGUUCAAUCCCUGUGUAAAGACCAUGGUAUUUCCACAAUCAUGGUUGUGGGAGGCUGCGGUGAUUACUGUCAUGUGGCGGACUGCUGUAUUAUGAUGGAGAACUAUCAAGCCUUUGAUACUACCGAUCGAGCAAAGAAAGUGGCUGAUUCAUUCACUUUCGAGGUCGAGAAAGAGCAAGAAAAUGGCUUUCAGGGCCUUCGACAUCGGAAAGUGUCGACAAAAUCCCUCCUCCCACGCUCAUCGCCGCCCAAGAUUACUGCCAAAACAACACACUGUAUUCAGCAUGGCCCAGAGGCCUCCGAGCCCGACCAUCAACUCGACCUCAGCGGUCUCAUUCAACUUUCUACAACCAGUCAGACCCGCUCGAUCGCCGGUUUCUUGGCGCACUUCGGCGCAGGUAAUCAAGCGCAAAGCAUGACACUUCAAGAACUCAUGGCUCUUUACGAGCGUCUCUGGCAGACUGAAGAUGGCGUAGAGCGUCUAGCUGAAGCAGGUAGGAUGGAUCCCGGAGCACUGGCAAGAGUCAAUAGCCUUUUGGUUGGAAUGGCAGUUAACCGCUUGAGAACAGCAAGGUUUGAACAGCUAAGCGCGCAUACAAAGUGAUCACACCCAUCGGAAGAUGUCGCCUCUGUCGAAUUGCGCCGGCUGGCUCUGAUAAUCUCGUCAAGCCCGUGAUCAGGUGUGAGAAAAAACUGCCCAGGUCUUUGGGGAUACUGGUUCAAUGUCAAAAAUUGCAAACAAGUCUGGGCGAGUCGGCUUGCCAAGCAACAUAUAUACAUACCCUGCAAUGAAUGAAAUUUCAUGAAAUAUAUGUACCUUUGAGAAAUAAGUUUCUCGGUCCUCAAGUCACCCUCACUCAUAGAUGUCGUCAUUGGAUUGAGG